Messenger RNA from Drosophila grimshawi, 2069 nucleotides. RefSeq lists its product as uncharacterized. Gene Ontology annotation, molecular function: DNA-binding transcription factor activity, RNA polymerase II-specific; RNA polymerase II cis-regulatory region sequence-specific DNA binding. Gene Ontology annotation, biological process: regulation of transcription by RNA polymerase II. The record is from RefSeq and is a predicted model, not a curated record. The transcript is spliced from 5 exons. Gene Ontology annotation, cellular component: nucleus. The coding region runs from base 90 to 1994 and encodes 634 amino acids. NCBI's taxonomy places the organism in Eukaryota, Metazoa, Arthropoda, Insecta, Diptera, Drosophilidae.
AUAGUGUAAACCGUACCCACAAUUUAUAUUGAGGCUGAGAUUCGUAAAUCUAAAUAUCUAAAAUAUUGUAACAUUGGACAUUUGCAACAAUGGAGGAAUCAGAUAAAUCGCAACAAAACAUGAUUUCCAAUCUGCCUCUGCUGUUUGCAAAUGGAUAUCCAACUUCCCUAGAAAAAAUUACUGAAUCCCAGCUGGAAAAUUUUAUACCGUUUAUGGUACAGUGCUCUUUGGGACACAUUAAUUUACCAAAGAAAAUAGACUGCAGUGAGCCAGAGUGGUGGCCAGAAAAUGCUCCAUUUGGCAUUCCGUUGAAAAAGCCAAAACAAUUUUUUGGGACUUGGAUGGAAAAAAUGAAGGAAAUUGUAGUUAUUUGUUAUCAGUUCCAUAAAAGCCUUUUCCUCCUACGAUUCUGCAAUGAUUUAGCUGCGUACGAGCACGCAAGCCUGAGAUUUAUUAACAACUAUAAUUCGACGACAUCGCUCUACGAUAGACGAAAUAACAAAUUACUGGUAACAUUUCGAAAUGAGAACAUGUCUUAUGAUCGUCAGCAAAAAAAUCGAAAAUGUUUGCUAUUGCACAAAAGUAAAACUGAUACUCAUGGUGACGAUUCCCAAUAUAUGAUGGUCGAACCACCUCCAUUUGAUAUUUAUCUUUGCGACAACUGUGAUGCCGAAUUGUAUUCCAAGGAAGCUAUAUUCAAACAUGAAAAAAUUUGCAAUAUGGAAGAUGAUGUUAUAUUGUGUGACUCUCCGGAACCAGAAAACAAAUUAGAAAAUAAAAACAAUGAGAAUGCCGAAUUGCGAAAUGCUUUCCUACUCAAUUUUUGCCUGCAGUCGAAAGCGACAAGUUGUAAUUUUUCGAAGAAAGCGCAAAGAACACAUUUAUUAAAUGAGGAAUUGGUGCAGACGACAACAAAUAGAAAUCGACGCAUAUCAUCGCGAAGGAAUCGUGCCGUGCCUUCCCUUAACCGAUGUUCAUUUAUUCCAAUAUCAUCGCCGGCUGGACAAAAACUACUGAAGUCAAUGAAACAGACAAUAUCAUCGGAAUAUGUAUUUGAAAGACAAGAGCGUGUCGAUCGAUUUUGUUAUACGCCCUUAGUGGUGAAAUCUGGUUGUAGGCAUAAGCCGUUUGAAAAGAAAACGAUUCCAAGCAACAUUCAUAUUACGUUCAAGAAAAUGAGUGAAUUUAGUUCACACAUUUAUGCUUUUCCGCGGCGACAGUUUGCGCAACGAAGGGAUACAACACAAAAUUUCUUGUUCCUUAACUCGCCGUUGAUUAAGAAAUGCCGUCCAAUAUCGGUCCGAUUAAAAAAGAUGUCUGACAAUAUAGGCGAACAAUUUCCAAUACCUAAUACUAAGCUUAAUAUUAGACUAACACGCGAUACUUCACUUAAUUCCCAAUGGAGAAUUUCACCUUCCACCGAGGUUGUUGUCGACACAAUCGAUUUGUGUUCGUCGGAUGAUGACGAUCAAUCUAAUUCGUCGCAGACGGUACUGAAUAGUUCCGAUAAUCGGUUUGCAAUAAUAUCAGUAUCUCAUAAAACAGACGUCGUAGCCAGAAGACAGGAGAAUCACAUUGCCGAUGAAACAGAAUGGGCGUCUUCCCCACCGGGCUAUUCGCAGGCAACAAUAAGCGACGAUAAUUCGCCGAAGCCACUGCAGCAGUCCGUUUAUAUAUUUUCCAAUUACAAGACUAACUCGGUGCUGAAUCGAUUUGGCCUCGAAUCAAAGGCAAAUGGUUCAGAUAAAGCACUGAUGAUGGCACCCUCAAACACAUUUGCCCACGCAUACAAUCAAGAAAAUUGCAAUUUGUCAAAGAGAUUGGUGGCUGUCACCGACUGGUGUGCCGCCCACCCAGCGAACACAGAAAAGACGGACAUUAAUCAGGCAGCCGAUAAUGGAAUUAGCCUGAGCAAUGGCACCUUCGAGAAUACAUUAGUUGUACAGCCCUAUAAUUCCUCAAGUAGAAUCAUUUCAAUUGAUUUAACAACAUAGGCAUAACCACUAAUUCUAAUUUAGUAAUCGAAAUAUAAUUGUUAUUUUAUACAAUAAAGUUUAUAAUUAACUGUG